Phanerochaete carnosa HHB-10118-sp is the source of this 900-nucleotide messenger RNA. RefSeq lists its product as uncharacterized. The transcript has a single exon. The record is from RefSeq and is a predicted model, not a curated record. Bases 56 to 535 code for a protein of 159 amino acids. Lineage: Eukaryota; Fungi; Basidiomycota; Agaricomycetes; Polyporales; Phanerochaetaceae.
CGCUGAUGACGAGAGCCUUUAGCAACGGGAGAGGGAGCCCGGUACCUUGGAAGUCAUGGGCUUGGCUAAGCUUGGACAGCGCCAAGGCAUCGUUGACGACCCUACAGAUCCCGGUCCUACUUCGAGUUUUGUGCCGCGCGGUGCCCAUGAGAGAGUCGAGGAAGAUGGACGUGAACGCGAGCGAAAGCGCAAAGGGAAGGGAGUACAAAGGUUCCGUCAGAACUCGUACGCGUUCGAGGCACCCCACCUUAUCCCUGUGCCAAUGGUUCACCAAGGUGCAAACCCGUUACUGAGUGCCGAGAGUGGCGUUCCUAGCGGUCCUACCCGCAAACUACCUAUGCAGUCAUCGAUGCAACGCCUCACCCCACAAGACGGAGUAUCCACUUUUACGGGUCCGUGGGACCCCCUUUGUGACAUUAGCGCUAGCGCUACACUGAAUAAGAUGGCGAUUUCAUCGCAUGCACAUCAGCCUCUGCUGAGCAGCAAGUUUCGCCAACCGGUCAGGAUGGCACCGAUAGCCCGCUGCCAGGCCUAGCUUCCGCGUCCGGCAGCACGAAUUUGAGUGCAUCCUUUUCGCCGGACCCAACCCCAUCGUCUCUAUCGGGAUCUACCGCGCCAUCCCAGCCGUUUAGUCUCCACCCUGGCUUCCCAGGCAGCGAAGACUUGUCACUCGGCGCGAACUCGUUGCUACCGAACCCGAGUGCUUCGAACGUCAGUAGCGUGUUGCGACUCGACGAGGAAGAGCUCGCACGAUCGUCAGGUGCACUGGCGGUUAGCACGGAGUCGCAGCAGCAAGGCACGAUUUCUACCCAGCUGCCUUCCCCGUCGUCUGGUACGAUCCCGAGCUCGAGUACAGGCCGAGACUCUGGUGAUCAGCACCCACCGGUAUGUCGCUGUCUU